UAAAACGUGGCCUUCCUACUCUGGAGCACAACAACUCACCUGAAGCACCAAGACCUGUCUCUCUAAUGGCGCUCAGCAUGAGCUUCUCUUUCUAUGGUUGGGUUGUGUAUGCAUUCGCCAUAGCUACUACUGUUGUGUAUUGUGCGACCUUCGAUGAGCUUUUCGAGCCCAGUUGGGCUCAAGACCAUUUCAUGUACGAGGGAGAAACUCUCAAGCUCAAGCUCGAUAACUCGUCUGGUGCUGGAUUUGGUUCGAAGAGCAAGUACUUAUUUGGGAAGACGAGUGUUGAGAUUAAGCUCGUCGAAGGCGACUCUGCUGGUACCGUAACCGCAUUCUAUAUGUCUUCUGAUGGACCAAAUCACAAUGAAUUCGACUUCGAGUUCCUCGGAAACACGACGGGGGAGCCCUACCUGGUCCAAACCAACAUAUAUGUCAAUGGAGUUGGAAACAGGGAGAUGCGCCACAGUUUCUGGUUCGAUCCCACCAAAGACUUCCACUCCUACUCCCUCUUCUGGAACCAAAACCAAGUCAUGUUUCUGGUAGAUGAAACGCCAUUGCGAGUGUUUAGAAACAAAGAGAAAGAGGGGAUUCCAUUUCCAAAGGACCAAUCAAUGGGGGUGUAUAGCUCUAUCUGGAACGCGGACGAUUGGGCAACGCAAGGAGGAAGGGUGAAAACGGAUUGGAGCCACGCCCCCUUUGUCUCCACUUACAGAGGAUUUAACAUUGACGCGUGUGAGUGCCCUACCUCAGAGCACGUGCGGAUUUGCAGCACGGCGUCUGUUGGGGACGGGAAGAGGUACUGGUGGGCCAGUGAUUGGCUUGCCGGGCCUAACGUACAUCAGGCCCAUCAGAUGGCGUGGGUUAGGGCCCACCACCUUGUUUAUGAUUACUGCGAGGAUUCAGCUCGGUUUCCUGCUAAGCCACCCGAGUGUUAAUGGGCCCAUGAGACAGUGGGGUUGGGGGCCUGGGCUCUGGGUUUUUGGGGGUGUUCAUAAUUUUGGUUUUUCUUUUGGGGGUGAGGAUGUGCUGUUUUGAUAGACAUGAUACGUUGUUCUUUUAUUUGUGGCUUUCCUGUUUUUGUGGUUAUUGAGAAGGCCUUUCUCUCUCGUCCUGUCUCCGGGAUGGGAGUGGAUGGUGCCCUGUAAACAAUUGGUUGCUUAUCACGAGAUAACCUCCUUCUUACUUUUUUU
This is a messenger RNA of Amborella trichopoda, 1190 nucleotides long. Its product is annotated as xyloglucan endotransglucosylase protein 6. Gene Ontology annotation, biological process: cell wall biogenesis; xyloglucan metabolic process. Gene Ontology annotation, molecular function: xyloglucan:xyloglucosyl transferase activity; hydrolase activity, hydrolyzing O-glycosyl compounds. NCBI's taxonomy places the organism in Eukaryota, Viridiplantae, Streptophyta, Magnoliopsida, Amborellales, Amborellaceae. The record is from RefSeq and is a predicted model, not a curated record. Gene Ontology annotation, cellular component: apoplast; cell wall.